AUGGACAAGAAAAAACAAUCAAAAGUUCCUCCAGUAAAGAGGUUUAAAUCUAAUGAUGACGACGAUGACGUUGAAUUACCUUGUUCGUUUGAAGACCAACUUGCUGGCAUGGAAUGUGAAUUUGAUUCGCCUCAAGCAUUUGGCGAAGGACCUGAAAAUCAAAGUACGAACAUGAAAUGGUCACGACCUCAACCGCCGGAUCUAGAUCCUAAAGUUGAUAAAUUGGUUUUUCAACAAUUGGACAUAGAUCAUUACAAUGGGCAACCAUUGAAAGAUAUGCCUGGAUCUCAGAUAGGUCCUGUGCCAAUAAUGAGAAUGUAUGGUGUAACAAUGGAAGGUAAUUCAGUUUGCUGUCAUGUACAUGGUUUUACACCAUACUUUUAUGUCACAGUACCUUUUAAUUUUAAAGAAUCCAACUGUCAUGAAUUAAAAUCAAACUUAAACAAAGCUAUUCUCGAAGAUCUUCGUUCUAAUAAAGAUAACAUUAGGGAAACAGUUUUAGAAGUGAAAUUAGUGAAAGCUAAAUCUAUCAUGUAUUACAAAAAUGAUGACGACACAACAUUUGCUCGAGUCUCUGUCGCUCUGCCGAAAUUAAUUGCUGCAGCAAAAAGAUUAAUCGAAAGACAGCCAACUUCAUUUGGCCUUAUGAAUCCUACAUUUUAUGAAACAAACAUUGAUUUUGAUAUUCGAUUUAUGGUCGACACAUCUGUUGUCGGGUGUAGUUGGAUAGAACUACCUCCUGCUAAAUGGUCAUUAAGAACAAAAGAUAAUUCAUUAAAGCCAGAAUCGAGGUGCCAAAUUGAAGUUGAUGUUGCAUGGAAUCAGUUCAUUUCUCAUCAACCAGAAGGAGAAUGGCUAAAACUUGCACCUUUUCGAAUUUUAAGCUUUGAUAUCGAAUGUGCUGGUAGGAAAGGUGUUUUUCCAGAACCAAAACACGAUCCUGUUAUUCAAAUUGCUUCAAUGGUCAUAAGACAAGGAGAAAGCGAACCAUAUUUAAGAAAUGUGUUUACUUUAAACACAUGUGCACCUAUUGUAGGAUCUCAAGUAUUCAGUUUUCAGUCCGAAGCAGAGAUGUUAUCAAAAUGGUCAGACUUCUUCCGAGAGCUUGAUGCAGAUAUUAUUACAGGAUAUAAUAUAUGUAAUUUUGACUGGCCUUAUCUAAUCAACCGGGCCAAACAUCUCAAAGUUGAUUCUUUUGACUUUUUAGGUCGUAUUAAAAAUAUCCGAUCUGUUAUCAAAGACACAAUAUUACAGUCGAAACAAAUGGGCCGAAGAGAAAAUAAAAGUAUAAAUUUUGAGGGCAGGGUUCCUUUUGAUUUACUACUGGUUCUUGUAAGAGAUUAUAAAUUGAGAUCAUAUACUUUAAAUGCAGUCAGUUAUCAUUUUCUUCAAGAACAAAAAGAAGAUGUUCACCAUAGUAUUAUUUCAGACUUACAAAAUGAAAAUGAACAGACAAGAAGGCGUCUAGCUAUGUAUUGUUUAAAGGAUGCUUAUUUACCUCUUAAGCUAUUAAAUAAGCUUAUGUGUAUUAUAAAUUAUAUAGAAAUGGCCAGGGUCACUGGCGUUCCUUUAUUAUGUUUAUUAACUCGUGGUCAGCAAAUCAAAGUUGUAAGCCAGUUAUUGCGGAAAUCCAAAGGAGCAGGGUAUUUAAUGCCAGCUUACCAUGGUCAAGGUUCCGAAGAACAAUUUGAGGGGGCUACAGUUAUUGAACCAAAAAAGGGAUAUUAUGCGGAUCCAAUCUCAACAUUGGAUUUUGCAUCUCUAUACCCAAGUAUAAUGAUGGCCCAUAACUUGUGCUAUACUACAUUAGUGCCACCCAACAUUCAGAAAGAAAUUAAUCUGAGCUCUGAUGAUGUAACUGUUACACCUUCCAAUAAUAUGUUUGUUAAAGCACACAAACGGAAAGGAUUACUACCUGAAAUUUUGGAAUCCCUACUUGCUGCUCGAAAAAAAGCUAAGGCGGACUUAAAAGAAGAGAAAGGAUCCAUUAAAAAGAUCUGUGCUUGA
Molecule: messenger RNA, 2007 nt
Organism: Danaus chrysippus (African queen)
Lineage: Eukaryota; Metazoa; Arthropoda; Insecta; Lepidoptera; Nymphalidae
Source: the annotation of a GenBank genome assembly